GGCGGCGGCGCCCAUGGCGGCGGCGGCGGGUGGGGAGGCGCCCGCGGGCGGCCAGGCCGAGCCCAACCCCUUCUCCUUCCGCGAGUUCGUGCGCAGCAAGGCCCGGAGCGGCGGGGGGGCCGCCGCCGCCGCCCGCCAGGCCGCGGCGCGCCCCGAGCCCGAGGCGCAGGGCGAGGAUGAGGAGUGGAGCGGGAGCUACCGGCCCUCGGCGGUGGAGCGGGCCCACCUGGAGGCGGCGGGCAGCCGCGGGGCCGCCCCGCCGCAGGGCCUCCCGCCGCCGCCGCGGCAGCCCAGCUACGAGGAGCUGAAAGAAGAGAAUGCCAGUUUGAGAAGCAAGAUCAAUAAGCUUCAGAUUUUCUCAGAAAGUCAAGCAGACAAGAUGAGAAAACUUGAAAGAAAGCUAGAGGAAAAUAAAAUUAAAGAAGAAAAAGAAGCUCAAGAUCUAGAAGCAAUGGUGCAGCAUGUGGAACAAAAUCUCCAGCUGAUGACUAAACGGGCUGUUAAAGCAGAGAACAAUGCUACAAAACUGAAACAGGAAAAUGCAUUACUUCAGGUUCAACUGAAAAAUUACAAGACAGAGAAUGAAGCCUUGAGGUCAGGCCAGUCAGCUAGUCUGGCCAUAAUGAAACAAAAUGCAGAUAUUGCCUUACAGAAUCUUCUCACGGUUAUAACAAACUCUCAAUCUUCAAUAAAGCAGCUGGUCUCUGGAGCGGAAUCAUUGCAGCUUGUUGCUGAUCUCCUUAAAUCAAUAGACCGAAUUUCUGAAAUGCCAGAUGAUGGACAGUAAAACGACAACAAUGGACUCAGAUGGAGAACUCUGGUUUCUUACAGAAGUUGCUAGUUAAAGAUUAUUUUCUCAUAUUCCA
Messenger RNA from Rhea pennata, 866 nucleotides. RefSeq names its product endosome associated trafficking regulator 1 (gene ENTR1). Gene Ontology annotation, biological process: positive regulation of cilium assembly; positive regulation of protein localization to cilium; regulation of cytokinesis. The record is from RefSeq and is a predicted model, not a curated record. Gene Ontology annotation, cellular component: early endosome; midbody; centrosome. The transcript is spliced from 7 exons. Lineage: Eukaryota; Metazoa; Chordata; Aves; Rheiformes; Rheidae. Bases 14 to 787 code for a protein of 257 amino acids.